Messenger RNA from Sebastes umbrosus (honeycomb rockfish), 2133 nucleotides. It is a transcript of the gene hoga1, whose product is annotated as 4-hydroxy-2-oxoglutarate aldolase 1. Gene Ontology annotation, molecular function: 4-hydroxy-tetrahydrodipicolinate synthase activity; N-acetylneuraminate lyase activity. The coding region runs from base 419 to 1411 and encodes 330 amino acids. The record is from RefSeq and is a predicted model, not a curated record. Gene Ontology annotation, biological process: N-acetylneuraminate catabolic process. The transcript has 9 exons. Lineage: Eukaryota; Metazoa; Chordata; Actinopteri; Perciformes; Sebastidae.
UGCUGCUCCUGGGCGGAGCUCCGGAUCCGGAUCUGUUGGUUGCAGCAUGUUUAGCUUCACAUUAACAGCGUUUGUCUCCAACCGUCCGACUUCACUUCCACCAGGUGACUGCUGCCGUGCAGGUAACUGCGUGAAAACAACGGAAAAACGCGCAGUUAAACGCAGAAACAGCAGUUUUUACGCGCCACGUGGCCGAUUAUUGAUUAUUGAUCCGCUGCUGCUGCAGAAACACAAGUAGAGUCAGAGAGCUGGAGAGCUGAAAGGAGUUCAGAGAGGAGUUCAGAGCUGAUCAGAGAUCCACAAUACCGGUCAAUAUUUACACAAGCAGGUUAGUGAUUAACUGUCCUCCGGUACAGCAGCUGCACAGAGACACACAGACACAGAGACACAGACAGAGACAGACACUCUGUGCUCCACCAUGCAGUGCGUCCGGGUCUGGAGAGGACUGAGUCACCUGAGCAGAGCAGCUCACCUGAGCAGAGGAGUUCACCUGUCUGCAGCAGCAGCAGCAGCAGGGUCCAGGCUGGACCUGAGCGGGAUCUACCCGCCUAUAGCCACCCCGUUCACCGCCCAGGAGGACGUGGACUACCAGCUGCUGGAGGACAACCUGCAGAAAUACAACCAGAUCCCCUUCAGAGGUCUGGUGGUUCAGGGCUCCAACGGAGAGUACCCGUUCCUCACGGAGGAGGAGCGAGUGGAGGUGGUGAAGACGGUCAGGAGGUCGCUGGCGACGGACAAAGUGCUGAUGGCCGGAUCAGGAUGUGAAUCCACGAGAGCCACCGUGCAGCUCACGGAGAGGAUGGCGGCGGCCGGAGCCGACGUCGUCCUCGUGGUGACGCCCUGCUUCUAUAAGGGCAAGAUGGACGGCCGCGCUCUGAUCCAGCACUUCACAAAGGUGGCGGACAGCAGCCCGGUGCCGGUGGUUCUGUACAGCGUGCCGGCCAACACGGGGCUGGAGCUGCCGCUGGACGCCGUGGUGCAGCUGUCUCAGCACCCAAACAUCCUGGGCCUUAAGGACAGCGGAGGAGACAUCUCACGGAUCGGCCUGAUUGUUCACAAAACCAAAACGCAGGAUUUCCAGGUGUUGGCGGGCUCGGCGGGGUUUCUCAUGGCCGCCUAUUGUGUUGGUGCGGUGGGCGGAGUGUGUGCGCUGGCCAACGUGCUGGGCCGGGAGGUGUGUGAGUUGGAGCGUCUGUGUGUGUCCGGUCGCUGGCAGGAAGCCAGAGUCCUGCAGCAGCGCCUCAUCGAGCCCAACGCCGCCGUGACCAGGAAGUUGGGAGUUCCCGCCCUCAAGCAGGCGAUGGAGUGGUUCGGUUUCCACGGCGGCGCCUGUCGAUCACCUCUUCAGCCGCUCACAGACGCCGAGGCUCAGCAGCUGAGGCGGGACUUCUCCUCCGACGGCUGGCUGUGAGGUCCAGUUCACGGCAGUGUCUCUUCAGAAGCCGGUGCUGAUGGUAAUCUGGUGAUUCUGGGCUAAAAUCACCAAUAUUUCCUUAUUUACUAAAUGUGAUUGCAAUGUAUAAUUUGAUGAGGUCAUCCGCUGCAGCUGCUGCACUUUGUCUGGUAAAUUUACCACUUUAAUCUCAGAGAAUAUCCAAAAAUAUUUCUUGUAAAUUUAAGACUUUAAUUUCAGAGAAUUUCCAAGUUUUUUUCUCAUACAUUUGAAUGUUUUUCUUUCUUUUAAAUUUACCAGUUUAAUCUCAGAGAAAAUUCUGUUUUUUCUCUUAAUUUUACCACUUUAAUCCUGUAGAUUCUCAGUUUUUUCUCUGAAUACUCCCCCCUCUCGCCCGGCUCCGACAGUGGCCCUAAUACGCCGGCGUAUGAUUGUAAUUUAGAUACUUGGUUUAAUGCAAAAUGUUUUUACAGACUGGAUGAUGGAUCAAUCACAUCCAUAAAGGUCAUUGAUUUCUAAAGGACCAAUAAUAUAAAAAACUAUAGAAUCUGUGAAACAGCUUCCCUGCAGUCUGCUCAUUAAUGUUUCUAAAUUACAUCUUUAUUAAUUCAUCUGUUGACUUUACACUGAAAUCACUGUGAGACCAGCGAGUUGCUUCUCAGUAGUAGUAUAUCAAAAAGUUAGAAAAAUGUUGUCUAUGCAUUUGUUUCGACAAUAAAAUUUGCAUUUCACUUCAAUAA